Molecule: messenger RNA, 890 nt
Organism: Salvia splendens (bonfire salvia)
Lineage: Eukaryota; Viridiplantae; Streptophyta; Magnoliopsida; Lamiales; Lamiaceae
Product: protein trichome birefringence-like 35
Cellular component (GO): Golgi apparatus
Molecular function (GO): O-acetyltransferase activity
Source: RefSeq, a predicted model, not a curated record
AUGGUGAACAAAAUGGAUGUAGGAGUAUCGAAAAUCCGAAACAAAUCCCAGUACUCUGUCGUCGCUCUCUUCCUCAUAUCUUUAGCCGUCACCGCCCCUCUUCUUCUAACCGGCGAAAACGGGAGCAUUCUCCGUGAGCAGGAAUCCCCGAAAGUCGGUCCUCCACCACCACCAUCGGCGGGGAGAUUAAGGAAAUGGAUUUAUGACGAGGAGGCGCAUGCAUCGUACAACGAUGGACGAUGCUCUUUCAUGAUGGGGGACUAUGCUUGUGAGAAGUUUGGUAGAAAAGAUUUGAGAUACCGGAAUUGGAGAUGGCUGCCUCAUCGUUGCAAUCUUCCGUGGUGGGGAUCGUUUGAGAGCUCCGAUGCAAUUUACAAGAAAGUCCAGAGUCACCUGCGGUUGUAUGAAAUGGCUUAACUAAACACAUGGUCAGAUUGGUUAGAGGUCAACACUAAUCGAACUAAAACAAAGUUAUUCUUCAUGAGCCUUUCUCCUACUCAUACAUUUGGUGAAAGAUGGGAUGUACUACAACAUUGCUACAACGAGACUCAGCCAAUUCUGAAUGAAGGAUAUUGGGGAGUAAUGGCAGAUCGCAGGAUGAUGCACAUAGUUGAAUCAACCAUAGAAAAAUUGGAGAAGAGAGGAGUGAGGGUGCAAUACCUCAAUAUAACACAUUUAUCAGAUUAUACAAAAGAUGCUCACCCAUCUAUUUAUAAGCAAUUUUAUGGAUCUCUAAGCCAAACACAUUUAGCUGAUCCUAAAACCUAUUCAGAUUGUCUACAUUGGUGUUUACCUGGAGUACCUGAUGUUUGGAAUCAAAUUCUUUAUUCUUACAUUAUGAAUUCAUAAUCAAAUGUAAGGCCACUAUUGAAAUUUUUUUUUGAUUAUAU